AUGCUCUCCAAAACCAUCAAAUUCACCGACACUUCUCUUCCUUCUUUUACUCCAAACAAACAGGAAUCAUCAUUCUCUCCCUUGUUCUCUGCCCACUUCUUACAAAAGCUUAUAGCAGAACUUGUGGGAACUUAUUACCUGAUAUUUGCGGGUUGUGCCGCUAUUGCCGUGAACGCUCAACACAACAAUACAGUGACUCUUAUUGGCAUUGCACUGGUUUGGGGUCUAGUGAUAAUGGUUCUUGUUUACACUCUCGGCCACAUCUCUGCACAUUUCAAUCCCGCUGUCACUAUUGCCUUAGCAUCGUGCAAAAGAUUCCCUCUGAAUCAACUCCCGGCCUACAUAACUGUUCAAGUCAUCGGAUCAACCUUGGCCUCUGCGACUCUGCGUCUUCUGUUUGAUUUGAACAAUGAUGUGUGCAGUAAGAAACAUGAUGUCUUCCUCGGGUCAUCUCCUUCCGGGUCUGAUCUUCAAGCAUUCGUGAUGGAGUUCAUCAUCACCGGCUUCCUCAUGUUAGUCGUCUGUGCCGUCACAACCGCCAAGAGAACAACUGAGGAACUAGAGGGUUUAAUCAUUGGCGCAACUGUCACAUUGAAUGUUAUAUUUGCCGGAGAGGUAACAGGAGCAUCGAUGAAUCCAGCAAGAAGCUUAGGGCCUGCGCUAGUGUGGGGAUGUUACAAAGGGAUCUGGAUUUACUUGCUGUCUCCAACACUUGGCGCUGUCUCCGCGGCCUGGAUUUAUAAAAUGUUAUCGUCUACACAGAAAACAGAGCCUGAGUUUUCCAAUACAGCAUCUUCUCAUAAGCGAGUUACCGAUCUUCCUUUAUGA
Arabis nemorensis is the source of this 828-nucleotide messenger RNA. The record is from the annotation of a GenBank genome assembly. Lineage: Eukaryota; Viridiplantae; Streptophyta; Magnoliopsida; Brassicales; Brassicaceae.